UCAAGGCCGCGAACGGCUCAGGCCAUGAACACACACGGCCUCUGCCGCACGUCCCGCGACCACCCUCCACCCGCCAGGACCCCGAGAGGGACUGCUCAUUCGGCUGGCUGCUGGCGGCACCCCAGCGCGCCGACGGCAUGAUGGCCAAUGCGGAGGAUGACCGCUGCGGCGCCCCCCCAUCGGUGGUGAGGCGCUCACGGGCUCAGCGCCGCCGAGCACGACUGCGAUGCCGACUCUUCCGGACUGGAGCGGCUGCUGGCCUUCCGCCCGGCCUCGUGGAGAUGCAGAUCGUACCGAAGAACUUCCACCAUGAGAAGUCGGACAAGGCCAUACUGGCGAGGGACUCCGAGUGCGACGGCGCCGAGCCGCAGAUCCACGACGUCUCGAACGGCAUCCUCUACUCCAGCUGCGCCGCGAAGACGUCGCAGGUGAAUUGCGAGAAGUACGACGGCAACCCCUGCCUCGAGCGCUACGAGACGACCCACGGGAAGUCGGACACGGACAUGGUGGUGAGCGUCCCCGACGGCCGCGUCGGGACGAACGUCUACGACAAGGACGGCACGACGCACGACACGGACAUGCUGGUGAGCGUCCCCGACGGCCGCACCGAGGCGAACACUUAUGGCUUCUGCAAGGACGACAAUGCGAACGGCAUUGCUCGCUCCAGCUCCGCCGCGCCGACGCCGCAGGGGGUCAACGAGAUGCAGACCGUGCCGAAGAACUCCCACCACGAGAAGGUGGACAAUGCCAUGCUGAGGAUGGACUCCGAUGGCGACGGCACCGAACCGCAGAUCAGCGACGUCCCUCACGGCAUCGUGUGCUCCAGCUGCCCCGCGAAGACGUCGCAGGUGAUGAGCGAGAAGUACGACGGCCACCGCUGCCUUGCGUGCUACGAGAUGAUCGAGCCGAACACCUACGACAUCUGCGGCAUGGACGGCGAGAAGUACAGUGACCCGUUCUGCCUCAAGUGCUGCGAGAUGAUGCACAGGCGCGGAGAGUCGGACAAGGCCUUCGGGACGAAUACCUACGACGCCUACGACAAGGACGGCGCGACGAACGACACGGAUAUGAUGGCGAGCGUCCCCGAUGGCCGCCUCGAGGCGAAUACCUGCGGCCUCUGCAACAAGGACGACACAGCGAAUGGCAUUUUCCGCUCCAGCUUCGCCGCGCCGACGCCGCAGGGGGUCUACGAGAGACAGAUCGUGCCGAAGAGCUUCCACUUCGAGAAGGUGGGCAAGGCCUUGCUGAGGAUGGACUCCGAUGGCGACGGCAUCGAACCGCAUAUCAGCGACGUCCCUCACGGCAUCGUGUGCUCCAGCUGCCCCGCGAAGACGUCGCAGGUGAUGAGCGAGAAGUACGACGGUCACCGCUGCCUUGCGUGCUACGAGAUGAUCGAGCCGAACACCUACGACAUCUGCGGCAUGGACGGCGAGAAGUACAGUGACCCGUUCUGCCUCAAGUGCUGCGAGAUGAUGCACAGGCGCGGGAAGCUGGGCAAGGCCAAGCUGACGAGCGACCGCGAGGGCGGAGACACGACCAACCCGGAUCGGAUCGACACCUACGCCGAGGAGGAGGACGAGGAGGCGGAGGACGACAGCAUCCCCAUCGACAUCUACGACGCCUUCGCCCGCGCUUGCAGCGACGCGAUAGUGGACCUGACGCUGCAGAAUAUCGAGGAGAUGGUGACCGCGGCCCUCGAGCGGACGAUGUCUGAGACGGCGUCCCACUCUUUUUGGGAUUCCGUCGAGGGUUUGUGGACCAUCAACAGGAUGGCUAGGCGACACAUUCAGCUGCUGGACGAUUUGCGCAUUUCUGCCCCUUUGUGAUUUGUUUGCCAUUCUCGUUUCGUGCUGCGAGCUGUCCUUGCCGCGCGCGCCCGUGCAGCGAAUUUUCCCCGCGUCUGGCUUCUCACCGACAGUCUGCCGUCCCGAGCAGCGCUGUCGUGCGUGCCCCAGACGCGAGAGAGAGUAUGGACCUGAUGGGUUCCAGCGACGGUCUUGCUGUACUAUACGCCACUUUUCCUCCCCAGCACACAGGCCCCUUCGUCGAGAAAAAAAG
Messenger RNA from Prorocentrum cordatum, 2058 nucleotides. NCBI's taxonomy places the organism in Eukaryota, Dinophyceae, Prorocentrales, Prorocentraceae. The record is from the annotation of a GenBank genome assembly.